Dentiscutata heterogama is the source of this 198-nucleotide messenger RNA. NCBI's taxonomy places the organism in Eukaryota, Fungi, Glomeromycota, Glomeromycetes, Diversisporales, Gigasporaceae. The record is from the annotation of a GenBank genome assembly.
AUGGAUAUUAUAGAGUUGGAUUAUAUUUUUAAAACUGUUAAUAAUAGUAUUAGGAGCACUAUAAAGUCAAAGAAUAUUUUUAAACCCUUUAAUGAAGUUUUUAUAGACAACAGUAUUGUAGAAUCAGGAUGCACUUUUGGAACUUUAGAUGAGGCUUAUGCAACUAUUAAGAGAUAUGCUAUACAAACAAAUACUGUU